CUGCCCAUUUAUUCAGGACGUUCCCAUCCAAUGAGGAGUGAGAGCGUGUGGAGCAAGCACCAAUGAGGCCAGUUUUUCAUCUGUAUAAAACUUUUCAGAAAAGUUUGCCGGGUUGCACUUUCUGUCAGUCCAGGGCUCUAAGAGGAGAGGACCAGCCCAGAGAGAGAGAGAGAGCAGUACGGGGGGGUCUCCAGAUUUUAAUCCCAAUCCCACACUCAAGAAAGUGCCUCUCCGUUUCUGCCAAGGAUGGAGAACGCGCACACCAAAGAGUCGGCUGACGUUCUGGCCUACUUUGGAGUCACAGAGGACACAGGCCUGCCACCUGAGCAGGUGAAGAAGAACCUGGAAAAGUACGGCUACAAUGAACUGCCAGCAGAAGAAGGAAAGAGUAUCUGGGAAUUGGUGGCAGAGCAGUUUGAGGACCUGUUGGUCCGAAUCCUUCUUCUGGCUGCUUGCAUCUCCUUUGUGCUGGCUUGGUUUGAAGAAGGUGAAGAAACAGUCACCGCCUUCGUCGAGCCCUUUGUAAUCCUCCUCAUCCUCAUCGCCAAUGCCAUCGUAGGGGUGUGGCAGGAGCGGAACGCAGAGAGCGCAAUAGAGGCUCUGAAGGAGUAUGAGCCUGAAAUGGGAAAGGUUUACCGGGCUGACAGGAAGAGCGUGCAGAGGAUCAAAGCCAGGGAGAUUGUCCCUGGAGAUGUGGUGGAAGUUUCUGUUGGUGACAAAGUUCCAGCUGACAUCAGGAUCAUCUCCAUCAAGUCCACAACUCUGCGUGUGGACCAGUCCAUAUUGACUGGAGAGUCUGUCAGUGUGAUAAAGCACACUGAGGCUGUUCCAGAUCUCAGAGCUGUGAACCAGGACAAGAAGAACAUGCUGUUCUCUGGCACCAACAUUGCUGCUGGUAAAGCCACUGGUAUCGCUGUUGCCACCGGUGUCUCAACUGAGAUUGGCAAGAUUCGUGACCAGAUGGCAGCCACCGAGCAGGAGAAGACGCCUCUGCAGCAGAAACUGGACGAGUUCGGAGAGCAGCUGUCCAAGGUCAUCUCUCUCAUUUGUGUAGCUGUAUGGAUAAUCAACAUUGGCCAUUUUAAUGACCCAGUCCACGGGGGUUCCUGGUUCCGUGGUGCCAUCUACUAUUUCAAGAUUGCUGUAGCUUUGGCUGUGGCUGCCAUUCCUGAAGGACUGCCCGCUGUUAUAACCACUUGUCUGGCGCUGGGAACCCGUCGAAUGGCUAAGAAGAACGCCAUUGUCAGGAGCCUUCCUUCAGUGGAGACUCUAGGCUGCACCUCGGUCAUCUGCUCAGACAAGACAGGCACGCUCACCACCAACCAGAUGUGUGUAACCAAGAUGUUUAUCAUUGACAAAGUUGAAGGUGACAAUGUCCAACUUGGUCAGUUUGACAUUUCAGGGUCAAAGUACACCCCUGAGGGAGAAGUCACAAAGAAUGGCUCACUAGUUAAGUGUGGGCAGUAUGACGGAUUGGUUGAGCUGGCAACCAUCUGUGCCCUGUGCAAUGACUCAUCUCUGGACUACAACGAGUCUAAGGGCAUUUAUGAGAAAGUGGGCGAGGCCACAGAGACAGCCCUGUGCUGCUUAGUGGAGAAGAUGAAUGUGUUCAACAGCGAAGUGCGUGGUCUGUCAAAAGUCGAGAGGGCAAACGCUUGCUGCUCUGUUAUCAAACAGCUGAUGAAGAAGGAAUUCACCCUGGAGUUCUCCAGAGACAGAAAGUCCAUGUCAGUAUAUUGCUCACCUGCAAAGUCAGCCAAAGCUCCUGUGGGGAACAAGAUGUUUGUUAAAGGUGCUCCAGAGGGUGUGAUUGAUCGUUGCACAUAUGUCCGUGUGGGUACCAACCGCAUACCACUGACUGGCCCUGUCAAAGACCAUAUCAUGUCGGUGAUUAAGGAGUGGGGCACAGGGCGUGAUACCCUCCGCUGUCUGGCACUCGCCACCCGUGACUCACCUCUCAAGAGGGAAGAGAUGAAUCUGGAGGACUCCACUCGUUUUGGAGACUAUGAGACUGACCUGACCUUCGUUGGUUGCGUUGGAAUGCUUGAUCCUCCUCGCAAGGAGGUCAUGAGCUCCAUUGAGCUGUGCAGGGCUGCUGGUAUCCGUGUCAUCAUGAUCACUGGUGACAAUAAGGGUACAGCUGUGGCAAUCUGCAGACGCAUUGGCAUCUUCACUGAGGAGGAGGAUGUGACUGGUAAGGCCUUUACCGGUCGAGAGUUUGAUGACCUCUCUCUGUAUGAUCAGAAGAAAGCGGUCAGAAAAGCUUGCUGUUUUGCGAGAGUGGAACCAUCCCACAAGUCCAAGAUUGUUGAGUUCCUUCAGGGCUUUGAUGAGAUUACUGCCAUGACCGGCGAUGGAGUGAAUGAUGCCCCGGCCUUGAAGAAGGCGGAGAUUGGCAUCGCCAUGGGCUCUGGCACUGCCGUUGCCAAGUCUGCCUCUGAGAUGGUCUUGGCUGACGACAACUUCUCUUCCAUUGUGUCCGCUGUUGAAGAGGGAAGAGCCAUUUACAACAACAUGAAGCAGUUCAUUCGCUACCUCAUCUCCUCCAAUGUAGGCGAGGUCGUCUGUAUCUUCUUGACAGCUGCCUUAGGUCUGCCAGAGGCACUUAUCCCCGUCCAGCUUCUUUGGGUUAAUCUUGUGACUGAUGGUCUACCAGCUACUGCCCUUGGUUUUAAUCCACCUGACCUUGACAUCAUGGGAAAAGCCCCACGCUCCCCCAAAGAGCCCCUAAUCUCAGGCUGGCUCUUCUUCAGAUACCUGGCCAUUGGAGGUUAUGUUGGUGCAGCAACAGUGGCAGCAGCAGCUUGGUGGUUCUUGUACUGUGAUGAAGGCCCAAUGGUCACCUUCUACCAGCUGUCCCACUUCAUGCAGUGCAGUGAGGAGAAUGAAGACUUUGAUGGUAUCCACUGUGAGGUGUUUGAGUCUUCUCCACCAAUGACAAUGGCUCUGUCUGUGCUGGUCACCAUUGAGAUGUGCAACGCUCUGAACAGCUUGUCUGAGAAUCAGUCCCUGGUGCGGAUGCCUCCCUGGAGCAACGGCUGGCUGAUGGGCGCCAUGAGUCUCUCCAUGUCCCUCCACUUCAUGAUCAUCUAUGUCGACCCCCUGCCUAUGAUUUUCAAGCUCACUCAUCUAAAUGUGGAGCAGUGGAUGAUGGUGCUAAAACUUUCCUUCCCGGUCAUCCUUAUUGAUGAGCUCCUGAAGUUUGUGGCUCGCACAUACUGUAUCUAGAAGGAAAAGUCUAAAGAAAAUCAUGGAAAGUAUGCCUGGAGGAAGGGGAAGGAUGACCACAGAGGAUUGAGAAAUAAAAAAUAA
Molecule: messenger RNA, 3312 nt
Organism: Cyprinodon variegatus (sheepshead minnow)
Lineage: Eukaryota; Metazoa; Chordata; Actinopteri; Cyprinodontiformes; Cyprinodontidae
Gene: atp2a1
Product: ATPase, Ca++ transporting, cardiac muscle, fast twitch 1
Exons: 25
Coding region: 247-3228 (993 amino acids)
Biological process (GO): intracellular calcium ion homeostasis; calcium ion transmembrane transport
Cellular component (GO): membrane
Molecular function (GO): ATP binding; P-type calcium transporter activity; ATP hydrolysis activity
Source: RefSeq, a predicted model, not a curated record